Micropterus salmoides (largemouth bass) is the source of this 5835-nucleotide messenger RNA. Its product is annotated as rho GTPase-activating protein SYDE1. The transcript is spliced from 15 exons. Lineage: Eukaryota; Metazoa; Chordata; Actinopteri; Centrarchiformes; Centrarchidae. Bases 141 to 3134 code for a protein of 997 amino acids. The record is from RefSeq and is a predicted model, not a curated record. Gene Ontology annotation, biological process: signal transduction.
GAGUCAAAGUGAACGAGGAGUCGGAGACAUGGACGUGAUGAAAGAGCGCUGACCCCUCUUCUCCUGCUGGAUUCUCCCCGUCCAGGAGGACCGAGGAGGACCGAGGAGGAGGAGGAGGAGGAGGAGGAGGGGGGACCACUAUGGCCGAGCCUCUGCUGAAGAGAACCUUCUCCAGGCUGAGAGGCAAAGACAGAUCCAGGAGGAAGACGGACCCCAAACUGAGCGAUGUUCCAGUAAAGAACGACACUGUGCUCCAGACGCCUUCAUCGUCAUCAUCAUCACCACCGAUGACGACAACAAGACCUCCACCAGCAGCAGACCCUGACCCCCCCUCACCCCCACAUAACCACAUCACAGUUGCUAAGAAACAGUCGUGGGCACGGCAGGGCUCCGUGGCACCGCCCAGCGUCCUGCCCUCAGGUUCUGCCCCCAGACCCUCUGACCGGGAACGACCAUCAGGGACAUCCCAAGAUGCAUCUGGGCAGGCCUGGAGUCAGAGACUAGUACAGGAUAAGACAGAGCAGUGUGGCGACAGGGUGAGUGUCAGUCUGGCCUGGGAUAUGACCAGCACCCCCUGUAUUCCUGUCAGUUCUACGGCAGUCCACCAGGAAGCUCCCGAGCCAGCAGGGGGCCCCCCUGACGUGCCCGCUACCUCUGUCAGCACCAAGUCUGGCCAGCGUGCGUAUCUGCAAAGUCUGGAUCGCAGCAGCCGAGCCUGGGUGCUGUCUUCAGGAAAGAUCCAGGCUUCAGAUGAGGCCUAUAGGCUUCAGGAGGAUAGCGGCAGCAACAUCUGGUACAACCCGAUCCCUGAGGAGGAGGAUGCAGGAGGUCCACACAGAGAGGAGGAGAUAUGGAGGAAGAGGGAUGAGAGCGGUGACGGAGGAGCAUCAAAGAUUCCCGGAGAUAAAAGAGCAGAGCUCGGACGAGUGUGGGUCGGGCCAGCAGAGAGUCGUAGCAGUGACUGUCUACUGGAGGGCGCCAAUCCAAGUGUCAGCCACCACACUGAUGACAUCACAACAGAAAACACAGACUCCCAGCCUUCAGACUCUAGCCCCGCCUCCCAAAAGAAAGUGGGCGUGUCUGGUAGUGUGAUUGACAGGCUGAGGUCUCCUGGUACAGUGAGGAAACUCUCCCUAAAGAUGAAGAAACUUCCUGAACUGCGCCGCAAACUCAGCCUUCGCUCCUCGUCUCGUGCCCUUCGCCAGGGAAAUGACAGCAGAGGGGGUGGGGAUGAGUCAGCCAGUAAAAAUACCUCAUCGUCGUCUGCCUUGUCCAACCAGAAUGUGAUCAGCAGAUAUCACCUGGAUAGCUCCGCCCCUCCAACCAGACCGCUGCGACGAUCAUCAAGAGGGCGCUCCGCCAGUAAAGGAGGUUAUCUUAGUGAUGGGGACUCCCCCGAGCUGCUCCCACGGCAACCGGCCCUUCCCCUUACAACUUCCCAGGAAACGGCAUGCGACGUCAGCUCUUUCCGAUUGUACGUGGGCUCCGAUCCACAACGAUGCAGCCAGCGGGUGACGGGUUUACUGACUGUCCAUCUGAUGGGCCUGGAGGAGAUGAAGACCAGCAGGUCAGAGGACAGUAAGGAGGUCUUCCUGGCCAUCCAGAUCGAUGGGGUGACGAGAGCGAGGACUGCCCUCCUGACGCUGCGAGGCUCCGCCCUCUCAUUAAACCACGCCUUCCACCUGGAGCUGGAGAGAGCCCGGCAGCUUCGGAUAGUGGUGUUAACACCAGCCAAUCCACAAGCAGUGUGCGGGUCUAAAUCAGGGACAGAUCAGGGUCAGACUUCAGGUGGUCCAACCAGAAACCGAGUCUGCUGUCUGGGUGGAGUCUCCAUCCCGCCACUCUUUAAAGGGAGUCGAAGUCAGCAGCUCUGUGUGAAGUUGGAGCCCAGAGGUCUUCUUUAUGUCAAACUGUCACUGCAAGAAAAAUGGGACACACAGCCCAGCACUGACACAUCAGUGCCUUCUAAUGUGUUUGGGGUUGAACUUCACCAUCUAGUGGAGAAAGAAGGAUCUGCAUCCCCAGUCCCUCUACUGAUCCAGAAAUGUGUGGCAGAGAUAGAACGAAGAGGACUGAAGGUGGUGGGUCUGUACAGACUGUGUGGUUCUGCUGCGGUGAAGAAGGAGCUCAGGGACUGGUUUGAGAGGAACAGUUCAGCCGUGUGCCUCAGCGAGGACCUCUACCCUGACAUCAACGUCAUUACAGGUAUACUGAAGGACUACCUGCGGGAGCUGCCAUCUCAGCUCAUCACCAGGACUCUGUACCAGGUAGUCAGGGAGGCCAUGACCCUACAACCCCCACCUUCCCCACCUGCAACCCCAGAUCCUCAGAUGGCCCAGAGCACUGUGGAGCUGCUGUCCUGUCUGCCCCAUCCAGAGAGGGCCACCCUGUCUCUCCUGCUAGACCACCUCAGCCUGGUGGCGUCCUUCAGCUCGUCCAACAGGAUGACACACCAGAACCUCGCUGUCUGCUUUGGCCCAGUGCUCCUCACCCCAACCCAGGAAGCGUGGAGGGGGGGGGGAGGAGGUGCAGGGAGGGGAGGAAGAGGAGUGGGGAAAGGAUUCGGUCAUGGUGAAGAAAUAGCAAGUGCGGUGGAUUUCAAACGACACAUCGAGGCGCUGCACUACCUGCUGCAGCUGUGGCCAGUGCCGACCCAUCGAGUCCCAGCAGAUGAUCACAUCAAAGUGUCCCCGCCUCCCUCCCCAGCCCUCACCCAUAACCCCCUGCUCCAGCAGCAGCAUCGGAAACCUGCGCUGCGAUUGGCUCUGCCCCAGAACCCAGAGGAGGUGGUGGUGUCACGUCGAGGUCGAGGCGGUCUGGCCCGGCUGGAGAGUCCGCCACCGAUCAAUCGGUACGCCGGAGACUGGAGCGUCUGUGGACGAGACCUUCUGUCCGGACAGGAGGCUGAUUAUGACGAGGUGGCAGGAAGUGAGAGUGACGGAGGCAGCGGGGAUGAAGAGGAGGAGAAGAAGGAGGCGUGGUCGUCAGGAGGAGGAGAAGGAGGAGGUCUGUAUGUGGAUGAGUUCCUGGAUUUCGACGCUCCAUUUAACUGUCGACUCAGCCUAAAGGACUUCGACACUUUGAUCCACGACCUGGACCGAGAGCUGGCCAAACAGAUCAACAUCUGUCUGUAGGAGGAGGAGGAGGAGGAGGAGGUUCCUUCAACAGUCCCAGGAGUAUCAAACAACUACAACUCUGUUACAGCAGACUGACCUCAAAUCAGCUGCUAGUUUGACCUCUGACCUCCUCACGGCUUCCUCUGAUCGCUGAAGCUGAAGAGACUCCAUCAGGAAACCAGACUGAAACCAGCCAAAGAAAAAUAAUCUGCGUAUUUUCUUGUAAAUUGUUGACAUGUCUCUAUUUUCAGCAUCACAGUUUUCUCUAAUAAUAACUUUAAAUUCCAUAAAUUCACCUUUAUGAGAUAAUUGUGAUGUGAGAUUUGGAAGUUGGUGAACAUAUGUCCAUCAGCGGGAAGUGAUGAGUUUAACUCAAAGACAAGAUGGAUGCCGUUCUCAAUGUUUCCUGCUGGUCAGCAUGGAGGAUGAGCCCCAGUCUGUGCCAAAAGUCUAAAUCAAACCAGAUUAAUUUAUUUUUCUGAUCCAAAGAUGAGCGCAGCUUCAGAGUUCAUAUGAAGGAGAGGUUUGAGCCACACUGUCGGUUCAUAACCUUAUUAUUAUUAAUGUACAGAUGUUCUGAUGAUAAAGACCUUCUGAAGUCACAAGUGAAGUGAACUGUGUUGUUCUGGGUAUCAGGGUCGGAUCAUGCCGGAGUGAAUCGGGGCUGUUUGCACUGUUGAAGCCAUAUUUUCACUUGCUGUAAGUUUAAGUUGAAGAGCACAACCUGCAGUCAGAGUUCCCCUCACUCCGAUCAGUUGACAUGCGUUUAUAUUUAUUCUCCUUUCUUUGAGAGACCUUUGAAUUUGCUGCGAUGUGACAUCUGCAGAGAGCCUGAAAGGUCCCAGUGGAAAUGUUUUUCUGAACUGUCGUGUUUCCUCACAGGAUCUGAACCUUGUUGUUCUGUCAGAUGUGCAGGAGGAUACUGGAGGAGUUGUGGUUGCAGCUGCUGUCAGACCUCUGGCUUCUUCUGAAAAUAUAGAUCAGAAGGAGUAAAAAAUGAAUUGCCAAAGAACAGAAAAAAGAAAUCCCGCUGUGAUCUUUUCAGGUAUUAAGGUAGGCUGUGUUUUAGCAUCAUUAGCAUGUAGCAGUAGCACGUAGGUCGACUGUUUGUAGCUGCUUUUAUCUUUAAAAUGUCAAUGAUGACCUGAAGGGAGAGUAGGAGGAGCUUAACAUACCACACCCACUGCGUCUGUUUUCAUCUGAACAGACAAUAAAUAUCUGAAGUUUCACAACAUUUUUAAACUAAGAAAGCUCAGGAAGCAUGUUGAGCUGAGCAAACGAACACAAAUCUUGACUUGUGCAGUAACGAUGUUUAGAUUCUGUUCUGUUGUUGGUCGUGUUAAAGCCAUAUUCCUCCAAACGGGUUUGCAGGUAUCGGUCAGUGCUGCAGGUUUCUGUUGGUCCUGCUGGUUUGUGUUAGUCCUGCAGGUUCUGUUGGUCCUGCAGGUUUCUGUCGCCCCUCGCAGGUUUCUGUUGGUCCUGCUGGUUUGUGUUAGUCCUGCAGGUUUCUGUUGGUCCUGCAGGUUUCUGUCUGCCCUGCAGGUUUCUGUUGGUCCUGCAGGUUUCUGUCGCCCCUCGCAGGUUUCUGUUGGUCCUGCUGGUUUGUGUUAGUCCUGCAGGUUUCUGUUGGUCCUGCAGGUUUCUGUCUGCCCUGCAGGUUUCUGUUGGUCCUGCAGGUUUCUGUCUGCCCUGCAGGUUUCUGUUGGUCCUGCAGGUUUCUGUCUGCCCUCGCAGGUUUCUGUUGGUCCUGCAAGUUAUUGUCACCCCUCGCCAAUAUGAUAACGCUGCAUUUUCAGGACCCCUGCAGUCCUGGGACCACAGUUCUAGGGCCGCAGUUCUUUUGAGACAACGGCAUCUAGUGGAUUGGUGGUGGUAAUGCACAGCAACACGAAGGAUGUUAACGCUGUUAGCUGUAGGGUUAACCGGUCAUCGUGCAUAUAAUGAUCACCCUGUGAUGGUUAGGAGAAUUGGCUUCGGGGCUGUCAAGAGUAACAUAGCUAGCUGGCAGUAUCAAAGAACUAAAGUGUCCUACAAAUGCAUUUCUGGUCUGAAGAUUGCGAUCCUGAAACUGCAGCCUCUGGUACUGCAGCUACAUAUUAAUCCCCCUCGCAGGUUUCUGUCGCCCCUCGUAGGUUUCUGCUGGUCCUGCAGGUUUUUGGCACCCCUUGCAGGUUUCUGUAGCCCCUCGUAGGUUUCUGCUGGUCCUGCAGGUUUCUGUAGCCCCUCGCAGGUUUCUGCUGGUCCUGCAGGUUUCUGUCGCCCCUCGCAGGUUUCUGCUGGUCCUGCAGGUUUCUGUCGCCCCUCUGGUCCUGCAGGUUUCUGUAGCCCCUCGCAGGUUUCUGCUGGUCCUGCAGGUUUCUGUCGCCCCUCUGGUCCUGCAGGUUUCCUGAGCAACAGAACGAUGUGAGCUGCAGCCGGUCUUCAGUAUUUUCAUGGUACAGAGGUUCUAACUGUGAUGUGUUUGUGAAGCCACAGAACGAAGAAGAUGCCAUACUCAGUGUUAACGAUGAUGUUGUUGUUUUGAUGUUUUCUGUUUGUCGAUAUUUGACAGUAUUAUUUUGUUUUGCACAACUUCAAUAAGCACUUAUGUUUUUUAUUUUGUUUCUAUGCAGAUGAUGUAACCAAAGUGUUGAAGCACAGUUCUCGUUGGAACAGACCUGUCUGUACAACUUAUUAACCUGACCAACUAUUAAACACAUUAUUAUUAUUAUUAUUACUA